UUUUUGAACGAUUUCUCAGAUACGUGAGAAGUGAAUGAACGACCGAGAGGUUCGUGAAGAGCAAUCGCGUCAGUUCACCAUUCUGUAACUCUUGGAACACAUGGCGACUAUAGAAGAAAUCGACAGUGGCUUGGGAUCACUCAGAGGAGAUAGCAAAUCUGCGUCUCCCGAGCUUCUCUUGGGUACAAGAUGGGCCCAUGAAGCCGACGAUUUUGACGACGAUGAUUUGGACGAAACGUUGUCAGAGCGGCUUUUUGGAUUAACGGAAAUGUUCCCGGAAUCCGUCCGGUCUGGUAGCGUGAAGCUCGCCGCAUUGUCUGCGAAGGCUGUGAAGAAUAUUUACGGGUUCAGCCGGAGUGCUGUAUGGGUCGUGAUCAGUUCCUCAUUGAUCCUCUUUGCUCCCGUUGUCUUUGAAAUUGAAAGAGCGAAAGUGGUUGAAAGCCAGCGGCAACAUCAGAGACAGGUAUUACUUGGUCCGGGAGCCGCUGUUGGAGCGUCUCCAAUGCAAGGAAUGAGUAUGCCCAUGGGCAUGGGUGUUCCACCACCGACCCAAUAA
Messenger RNA from Notodromas monacha, 556 nucleotides. The record is from the annotation of a GenBank genome assembly. Lineage: Eukaryota; Metazoa; Arthropoda; Ostracoda; Podocopida; Cyprididae.